Molecule: messenger RNA, 5414 nt
Organism: Vigna umbellata (rice bean)
Lineage: Eukaryota; Viridiplantae; Streptophyta; Magnoliopsida; Fabales; Fabaceae
Product: eukaryotic translation initiation factor 4G-like
Cellular component (GO): eukaryotic translation initiation factor 4F complex
Molecular function (GO): protein binding; translation initiation factor activity; mRNA binding
Source: RefSeq, a predicted model, not a curated record
CUUUUUUUAUUUUUAUUUUUAUUUUUUUUAUAUUUUUUAUAUUUUUUUUCUCUAACGAAACAAAAUCAUACGCACACUACACUCUUUCUCACUCUGUUUUUCUCAUUCGUUUUUCGACGAUUCGGUUUUCUCUGCGUUUUUUCUCUUUCCUUGUGGAAGAAACUGCAUUGCUGUGAGGUGUUCGAAGGGGUUGGGAUAUAUGUCCUUCAAUCAAUCAAAGGUGGAAAAGAACGACGUCGUUUACAGAAGAAACGGACGAUCAUCCACCUUUAACCAGCAAAGAGGUUCCUACGGCAAAGCUGCUGGCGAUGGCGGUGGAAUCGCGCCGUCAAACAAUUCAUUAUCCACUGCCCGAAGUUUUAACAAGAAGUCUAAUAAUGCACAAGGUGGACAAUCUAGGCUAAAUCCUUCCCAGGGAAAUUCAACAGAAUCAAAUAAUGCAUCUGCUGCUCGGAACAUUAGUAAUGGUAUCCAUGGACAGUCCCACUUACAUGGUGCACCAGAUGGGCCAAUUACAAAGUCAUCUGAAUCAUCAGCUGGGCAUAAGAGCACUGGAAUUGUUCCAAAGGCUGAAACUGCUACAUUGCCCCCUUUAAUUUCUGAUCCAGUACUUCCCACAAGCCUUGCUAAGGGAGAUGAUGAGUCUAAGGCAUUCCCUUUUCAAUUUGGAUCCAUUGUUCCUGGCGUCAUUAAUGGGAUGGCAAUUCCUGCUCGUACAAGUUCAGCUCCUCCUAGUUUUGAUAAGCAGAAGCCUGAUCAGGCUCUUGAUGACUCUGACAAAUCUGUGUCUUCGGAUCCAAUUCCUCCUGUUCCAAAGCAGCAGAAAUCACACGAGAAAGAUGCUGGUGUCAAUGAGCAAUCUAACGUUGAGAUUAAGGACAACAAGGAUUCUGAGGUGUCAAUUUUAACCUCAGUAAAUCAGAUGUCAAAACCCUUUGUUGCUCCUGUAACUGGGAUUUCAGUCUCAACUUCAUAUCACCAAUCACAGGCUCCUUUACAGUUUGGAGGUGCUAAACCACAGAUUCAAUCUCAUGGCAUGACAACAACGUCCAUCCAAAUGCCUAUACCGAUGCCUUUACCAAUUGGUAAUGCUACACAAGUGCAACAGCCGGUUUUUAUUCCAGGUCUUCAACCUCAUCCAAUGCAUCCUCAAGGGAUCAUGCAUCAAGGCCAAAACAUUAGUUAUUCUCCUCAAAUGGGUAAUCAAUUAGGCAACAUGGGCAUUGGCAUAGGUUGUCAAUAUCCACAGCAGAAAGGAGGAAAAUUUGCAAGUCCUCGGAAAACUACCCAUGUAAAGAUAACUCAUCCUGAGACACAUGAAGAGUUAAGACUUGAUAAAAGGAUGGAUGCAUUCUCAAAUGGUGGGUCAUCUUGUGUUAGACCACAUCCUAACAUACCUUCUCAAUCCCAGCCUGUUAAAUCUUUUCCGGCUUCUCAUCCUAUGAACUAUUUUCCAUCCAACUCGUAUAAUACAAAUUCUCCUUAUUAUCCACCUAAUUCUCUCCCAUUAACAAGUAGCCCAAUGACUCCUAAUUGUCAACCAACAACAUUUAAUUUUCCUCUGCACCAUGGUCCCCAAGGUGUGAGUUUUAUGAAUUCAUCUUCACAUGGUUCCUCGCCUACUAAUAAAACUAGCACUCCAGCAGGGAUUACAUCUAUGACCAUUAAGCCUAAUGGUACAACUUCUAUAGUGGACUCCUCCUUGUCGAAUUCCUGUAUUGCUGAUGUUCAAAAUGGAGAAUCCCCUGGUUCAACAAUAUCUUGUGAUGUUAGCUCCUCUGUGCUGCAAAAAGGAUCAGAAACCUGUUCAGAAGUUUCUCCACAACAAUCUAAGUUUUCUAGUGAUUUUGUCACAAAUGUGUCUAAUAAUGAAGGUGGAAGGGAAUCUCUCGCUAUCUCCAACUCUUUGAAGGAUAAAAAACCAGGGAAGAAAGAUCAAAUAACACAAAAUCAGGUUUCUGUACUAUCUCCCACAAUGGACUCUAUACGUUCUGGAGUUGUUGAUCAAAAUAUAUCUGAUAUUGGAGUACCCGAUGCUUUAGGAACUAAAAAAAAUUAUUCUGCAGCAAUUACUAUUGAAGAUAUUCCAGGAUCUGAUACAAUUUCAACUGGUGUUGAAGUGGAGACCAAUGGGUCUGUAGACGCUUCUGCUUAUGUUUCAGUGGAAGGAUGUGGUGCACAAACUAUUGACAAAGUUCACAAUCAGAUGCCUGAUAAGACAUAUAAAUUAGUUGAAGGAAACUUUGGCUCAUCAGAUCUGCAGUCUACUGAUCUUCCAAAAACAACACUAAAGCAUUUUAAGAACGAUUCAGAGAAUGUUGAUGUUGAGUCAGGUACCAAGGAUAGACCAAUUAUAGAACCAAAUAAGGUGAAAAACCAAUCUAAAGGAAAGAAGAAGAGAAGAGAGAUACUUCAGAAAGCAGAUGCCGCUGGGUCAACUUCUGAUCUUUAUAAUGCAUACAAGGGACCUGGGGAAAAGAGAGAUGUCUUAAGUUCUGAGAGCAAGGAAAGUGUUACUAGUCCUCUAAGCUUGAAACAAUUUGAUGUUGGUCAGUCUGAUAUUAAAGCCAGUGAGAAAUGUGAUCAUAAUAAAGUUGAGCUUGAUGAUUGGGAGGAUGUUGCUGACAUGUCUACCCCUAAACUGGAGGUUCAUGACAUAUCUCAAAAAGUAGGUGAAGGACAUGGAAGUACAACCAAAAAAUAUUCACGUGAUUUCCUUCUGAAAUUUGUAGAGCAGUGCAUUGAUCUUCCUGAAGGUUUUGAAAUCACUGCAGACAUUGGAGCUUUGAUGAAUGCCAAUAUUGGCGGCUCUCAUAUUUUUGAGCGUGAUUCACAUCCUAAUCCUGGAAGAGCUGUAGGUGGGUUGUCUCGGAUGGAUCGUCGUGGCGAUGUGAUUAUGGAGGACGAUAGAUGGAACAGAGUUUCUGGUUCUUUUCGUUCUGGACGUGGUCCAGAAGGCACCGGAGGAAAUUCAGGAUUUCGAUAUGGCCAUGGAGGCAACUUUGGUGUUUUAAGGAAUCCUCGUGCACAAACACCUCUACAAUACGGUGGAGGGAUCCUUUUUGGGCCAAUGCAAUCUGGGGGAAAUCAAGGUGGAAGAAAUAUCCCUAAUGGGGAGAGAUGGCAGCGAUCUGCUAGCUUCCAGCAGAGGGGUUUAAUUCCUUCUCCAAACCAAACUCCUUUACAAAUAAUGCACAAAGCUGAGAAUAAGUACGAAGUGGGUAAAGUGACAGAUGUGGAAGAGGUAAAACAGAGGCAGUUGAAAGCUAUCUUAAACAAACUAACACCACAAAAUUUUGACAAACUCUUUGAAAAGGUGAAAGAAGUUAAUAUUGACAAUGCAAUCACCCUCAUCGGUGUCAUUUCACAAAUAUUUGAGAAAGCUCUUAUGGAACCUACCUUUUGUGAAAUGUAUGCCAACUUUUGUUUACAUUUGGCUUCUGAGUUGCCUGAUUUUAGUGAGGACAAUGAAAAAAUAACUUUUAAAAGGUUAUUAUUGAACAAGUGCCAAGAGGAAUUUGAGAGGGGUGAAAGGGAAGAAGAAGAAGCAAAUAAGGCUGAUGAGGGUGAGGUUAAGCAGUCUACUGAGGAAAGGGGAGAAAGAAGAGUUAAGGCAAGAAGACGAAUGUUGGGAAACAUUAGAUUGAUUGGAGAACUAUAUAAGAAGAAAAUGUUGACAGAGAGGAUAAUGCAUGAGUGUAUCAAGAAGUUACUGGGUCAAUAUCAAGAUCCAGAUGAAGAAAACAUUGAAGCUUUGUGCAAGCUAAUGAGUACUAUUGGGGAGAUGAUUGACCAUCCAAAAGCCAAGGAACAUAUGGAUGCAUAUUUUGAAAGGAUGAAGUUAUUAUCAAUCAACAUGAAUUUAUCUUCUAGGGUGAGGUUCAUGUUGAAGGAUGCCAUUGAUUUGAGAAAGAAUAAAUGGCAACAAAGGAGGAAAGUAGAAGGUCCCAAAAAGAUUGAGGAGGUACAUAGGGAUGCUGCUCAGGAAAGGCAAUCCCAUGCUGGUAGGUCAAAUCGUGGUCCUGGUAACAAUCAAUCAAGUAGAAGGAAUCCCAUUGAUUUUAGUCCAAGAGUGUCGUCUUCUAAUUCUCAAAUGGGUGGAUUAUGUGGUCUUCCAACUCAAGCACGUGGCUAUGGUGGCUCUCAGGAUGCUCAAUUUGAAGAACAACAAUCUUAUGAAGCUAAGACUUUGUCAGUUCCUUUGCCUCAAAGAUCUUUAGGAGAUGACUCUAUAACCUUGGUACCUCAAGGUGGUCUUGCUAGGGGAAUGUCUAUGAGAGGAUCAACCACAAUUUCCAAUCUUCCAAUAUCUGAUGUGGUUCCUGUGCCUAGAGACCCUCAUAUAAUGACUGCAGGUCUUAAUGGUCAGAGUAAUUCAUCAGAGCGCACACAAUAUAACUCAAUGGAGGAUCUUGGGUCAAGACGUGGUACUAACAGGUCUUUAGGUCCAUCUACUCAUGAUCAAUCAAUUGCCCCUGAGCAUAAUGUAAACCAUGGUAACAGAAACUUGAAGAGUGUUUCACCUGCUGCUCAAUUGCAAGGAUCCAUAAUCUCUCAGAAUUCUUAUUCAGAUAAGAUUGUGUCAGAAGAAGAACUGAGAGACAUGUCCUUGUCAGCCAUAAGAGAAUACUACAGUGCUAGAGAUGAGAAAGAACUUGUUUUGUGUAUCAAAGAUUUGAACUCUCCAAGCUUUUAUCCUUCUAUGGUUUCUCUCUGGGUCACAGAUUCAUUUGAGAGAAAAGACACAGAAAGAGAUCUUCUUGCCAAACUACUUAUCAACCUAGUGAAAUCUCAACAUCACACCUUGAGUCAAGUCCAACUCAUCAAAGGGUUUGAAUCUGUUCUCUGUACAUUGGAGGAUGUCGUUAAUGAUGCCCCUAGAGCAGCUGAGUUUCUUGGCCUAAUUUUUGCUAAAGUCAUAAUAGAGAGAGUAGCUACUUUUACUGAGAUUGCACAAUUAAUACAUGAUGGUGGAGAAGAGCCUGGUAGUCUCUUAGAAAUUGGACUUGCAGGUGAUGUUCUUGGAAGCACGUUGGAGGUAAUUCAAAAUGAAAAGGGUGACGUGCUUCUAAAUGAGAUUCUUUCAGGAAGCUCUAAUUUCCAAUUGAAAACUUUCCAGCCACCUAAUGCUAAAAUAUCAAGGAAGUUGGAAAAAUUUAUUUAGAUAGUAGUUAUGCUUAUUGAAUGUCUUUUUGUGUAGAAGGGAAAAUUGUUUUGACUAGUGUUUUUUUGGGUACUCAAUUUGCAGAGAAUGGUUUUUCUCUGUGGAAUGGGUGAAUAGAGUUUUUUUUAUAUGGGAUUCUUUAUUUUUAUAUUCUUUUCCAUCAUCUUUACUACAAUUGUAAGACGUUCAUUUAAUCAUAAGAAAUUCUAGGUAUAGUCAUGUUUUUUUUUACAUAUUUCUUUAUAUCAAA